Macrosteles quadrilineatus (aster leafhopper) is the source of this 3866-nucleotide messenger RNA. RefSeq lists its product as uncharacterized. Bases 69 to 2834 code for a protein of 921 amino acids. The record is from RefSeq and is a predicted model, not a curated record. NCBI's taxonomy places the organism in Eukaryota, Metazoa, Arthropoda, Insecta, Hemiptera, Cicadellidae. The transcript has 8 exons.
CUUGUUCUGUCCAAAGAUUCACAAAGUCAACGCCAGCAAGUAGAAAGGAAGAAAGAGAUGUAAGAUCUAUGGUUCAUAAACAACAUGUCAUUAUCGACAAAGAAGUCCAAUCUCCCAGAAAAGCUGAAGAUAACAAUCUAUACAGUUACUCUUUACCUACUCCAGAACUAUUACCAAAGGUAAAUCCAAACCCUAUUCCUAUGCAAAGAUUCAAGAAGUCAUCUUCAGCAAGUAUACAAAGACUAAUUGAUGAAAACGCCAUGGUUCAUAAACAACCUGUCAUUAUAGACAAAGAAGUCCAAGCCCCCAGAAAAGCCAAACAGAACAAUCUAAACAGUUAUCCUUUAUCUACUCCAGAACUAUUACCAAGGGUAAAUCCAAACCCUAGUCCUAUGCAAAGAUUCAAGAAGUCAUCUUCAGCGAGUAUGCAAAAACUAAGUGAUGAAAAGGCUAUGGUUCAUAAACAUGUCAUAACCACAGAAAAUGAAGUACAAUCUCCCAGAAAAAUCUUGAAGAAAAAUGAGAACUGUAAUUCUUUACCUACUCCAGAACUAUUACAAAGGGUAAAUCUAAAAUCUAUUCCUAUGCAAAAAUUCAGGAAGUCAUCUUCAGUGAGUAUACAAAAACUAAGUGAUGAAAAAGCUAUGGUUCAUAAACAUGUCAUAACUACAGAAAAAGAAGUCCAAUCUCCCAGAAAAAUCUUAAAGAAAAAUGAGAACUGUAAUUCUUUACCCACUCCAGAACUAUUACAAAUGGUAAAACAAAACCCUUGUCCUGUGCAAGAUUUUAACAAAUCAUUGCCAGCAAGUACAAAGAACCUAAGUGAUGUAGAAUUGACUAAAGAACCUCGCAUUACAGAAGUAAAAGAAAUCCAAAGUAUUGACUCACAAAUAUUAAGGAAUCGUGAAUCGUUUCCAGCUGCUGAAGAUGCUGAUGAGUCUGAUGAAGAUUGCCUUUCGAUAUUUGUGGAUGAUAAAUUAUUGAGUCCGCCAGUAGAAACAGAGUAUUCUAGCCACUCACUUGAUGGGGAAAUAAUUCCUCAGAGAAUAAAUACUGAAUUUAAAAAAGAUAAAGCAUUUGAUGGUGUUGGAGGAUCAAAAUUGACAGAUGAUUCAAAAAGAGAAAGAACGACAUCAACAGAAAGUGCUAAAACGGCAACAAGCUACAUCCACUGGACACCAAAUCUAGUUUAUGAUGCUGGGAAUUGGGUGAAAGCAAAUACUAGUAUGACUUCAAUAAUGAGUGGUGCUGAAGCUUCCUUUAAAAGUGAAUCCCCCGAAAUCCAAAACUCGAGUUCUACAGUUUAUUUGCCAAACUUCUACGCAGAACACAAAGAUGCGAUUGAAAAUGAUCAAGAAGCUACCAGUUUAGAAACAGUUACACAGAAAGAUGAUAAGGUAGAUGACAGAAAAGUUUCAAAUAAUUACAUAUCUCAAAUUACAUUGGACAAGAUAGUUCCAAAGGGAGAUAAAGUAAAAGUAGAAGAAACUGUCUUACGAACAGUGGUAAACAAAAGUAACAAUGAAUGGGCUACUUACAAAGAAAGAAAUCAAACAGAAGAAAGAAAUAUACAGGCUCAAAUUCACGUACCAGCUAACCAAACUGAAAAGGCAACGAAGAUAAUACAACCUUUGUUUACCACAGUGUUAAAGAGCAUUGUAGACAUUGUUAAAAUCGCCAACGAACUAGAGUGCUUCAGUCUCCGUGUGAUAUUAAAAGCUGUGUUGGUGUUGUUACAUAAAUUUUCAUCGGAACAUACUGAAGAGAAUCCAACAGCGGCUUGGAUGCACAAAGCUGUGUACAAUGUCACUUUACCAAAUAAAAGAAGUCCAUUUGUACACCCAAAAAUUCAAGCUCUUCUUCUUCUCUUGCACAUGAUCAUUGAUAAAUUUACCAAUGAAAAAAACGCUGAAGAGAAGAGGAAAUUUGUGGAAGAGGGACUUUAUUUCAUGGAAUUGGCAUUUCUUGAUACAAUCCUGGAAUUCAGACAAUCGAAAGCAAUAUUCUGGCUAACCAUUGGUAUGAUCUACACUAUACUGGCUCGACACUACGGUUUCUUAGCGAGGGUGCGAAAGUUGAUGUACGACAUGUUCUACUGCUUCACCCGACGCUCUCUAGUUGUAGCUCAUGCAAUGUUGCUAUUAUGGCCUUCUGUGUUACCCCCAAAACCCAUUGAGUUCUAUUCUGAUGAUCCAUUGAGGCUUUGUAUAAUCCGGCAGUUAACUUGUCCGCCAAAAUUUAACCAGGUGGGACCAAAUGUUCAUAUUCGAAAUUUGCAACGUUUCAUGAUGACUAAGUACAGAUACAAGGAAGACACUGUAGACCCAGAAAAGCUGUUCAAUUUGUGCAUGGAACAUCUUGAACAACAAGGUGUGUACAAAGCUGCUGUGUUGAUGAUCAAGCGCCAGCCACCGGAAUGGUUCUUGGGCCGGCCUUAUAAGGAGCUGUUGGACAAAGUCAGGAGCUGGUGGAAGGGAGGAGAAGAGUGCAGUGACGUCGAAGCAGUUAAUGCUGUCAAUAUACUCUGUACGGCGUUAAGACCACAAGACAUUUUAUGUCCUAAGGUUCAAACUGAAUUGAGAAGAACCCUCAGUCUCCUGGAAGAUAUCUUGCUUGAUGAAUGGACGCCAAUUUGGAUGCAAGAGGUGAUUGUAAAGAACAUCUGUCUCCUAACUAGACUCAACCAUGUGGAGUGUUUGAAAACUAUCGUAAAGUGGAAACCGUCAGAGGUCUCUGAAGACGUGGUGGAUCAUAUUCAUCAUGAUGUGAUCAACAAACAGACCAAAGAAUGGUGGACUUCAGCAGUUGGUUCUUCGUUUCUCAGGCCUUCGUAAAACCUCUAGUCGUUCAUAGGAUCCUCAAACGUGAUAGAACUGUACAGUUAGUGCAAUAAUUGUUUUUAUGUUAAUGUUUUUUUAUUUCCAGAAAAUAUGUAAAGUUUGUUUUUAUUACUGAUGUAUAAUUUUAAGUAUUAUUUUAUUGAAAUUUUUAGGAAACACACCGUAAGAGUUUUAUUUGUUUUUUAAUGUGGAUGAAAACUACAUAUUUUUCAAAUAUCUAAAAUCUUAGAAGGUAGUUGAAGUCAAGCCUUUUUUGUUAUUGGAGAAAUUAAAAUGAUACUAUUUAAAUGGGGGUUGACUUAAUAGUUUGUAAUUUGGUAUUUUUUACCGCACAAAUUGUAAAAAUGAUACAUAAACCAAUAGUUUAGGAGUGAUGGCAGUAUUUUCUUUAUAUAAGCCUAAAUAGUAUAAUAAUUACCCACCGUUGUAAACAUCUAGUUCAUAAACCCUGUUAAAUACUGAUUAGUUGGCUUAAUGAAGCUUCAAUGGUACAUUUGGUGCUGAUGAUUUUUGUUAUUCUGUCAAAAAUAACUUGAUCUUCAUCCAACAAAACUUUAUAGUAUUAUACGGUAUCGAAUAUCGACACCAGUCAUUGGUAUCGACAAAAAAAUUAACUGUACAAAAAUACCGCUAUCACAAAAUAAGUGUUAAUUUUUUCCUCUAUCAAAAUUGUGUGAUAAGUGGGUGAAAUUUGGAUAGCUUACCUGGAAAAAUUUUUAAAUGCACAGUAAAAUGUCACCACGGUUCUUCAUCAAUCUAUCCCUGAAAAGUCCUAUAUUUAGGAUUAAGUAUCAUUGUUAUGUUAUGUAGACUUUAAUUUGGUUUCUAUUGGCUUAAGACAAAAAAUUUCUCUCGUAAGUAAGUAAACUUUAUUUAAAAAUUAGUCUGUUCAAACAAACAAGGAUAAGUUUUGCGUUGUUUUCAAAAUUACAUGAAAGCUUAAAAAAUACGCCAAAUUACACUUAGGCCUAUAGACUUACAAAUAUAUUUACACUUGUACUGUUUACUCACAAGACGAUAAAUAAA